This is a messenger RNA of Schistocerca americana (American grasshopper), 2679 nucleotides long. RefSeq names its product cell surface glycoprotein 1-like. The record is from RefSeq and is a predicted model, not a curated record. NCBI's taxonomy places the organism in Eukaryota, Metazoa, Arthropoda, Insecta, Orthoptera, Acrididae. The transcript has 8 exons. The coding region runs from base 1 to 2679 and encodes 892 amino acids.
AUGGAUAGAGAUGAUGAGCCACCAGCACACUCAGUAGAAGCUAUUGCACAAUGGCCUGAUGACCCCUCUAAUGAGAAGUUGGAUAGAGAUGAUGAGCCACCAGAAGACUCAGUAGAAACUAUUGCACAAUGGCUUGAUGAGCCCUCUAUUGAGAAGUUGGAUAGAGAUGAUGAGCCACCAGCACACUCAGUAGAAGCUAUUGCAGAAUGGCCUGAUGACCCCUCUUAUGAGAAGUUGGAUAGAGAUGAUGAGCCACCAGCAGACUCAUUGGAUAAAGCUGAUGAGCCACCAGCAGACUCAGUAGAAACUAUUGCAGAAUGGCCUGAUGAGCCCUCUAAUGAGAAGUUGGAUACAGACGAUGAGCCACCAGCAGACUCAGUAGAAACUAUUGCACAAUGGCUUGAUGAGCCCUCUAUUGAGAAGUUGGAUAGAGAUGAUGAGCCACCAGCACACUCAGUAGAAACUAUUGCACAAUGGCUUGAUGAGCCCUCUAUUGAGAAGUUGGAUAGAGAUGAUGAGCCACCAGCACACUCAGUAGAAGCUAUUGCAGAAUGGCCUGAUGACCCCUCUAAUGAGAAGUUGGAUAGAGAUGAUGAGCCACCAGAAGACUCAGUAGAAACUAUUGCACAAUGGCCUGAUGAGCCCUCUAAUGAGAAGUUGGAUAGAGAUGAUGAGCCACCAGCAGACUCAGUAGAAACUAUUGCACAAUGGCUUGAUGAGCCUUCUAUUGAGAAGUUGGAUAGAGAUGAUGAGCCACCAGCACACUCUGUAGAAACUAUUGCACAAUGGCCUGAUGAGCCCUCUAAUGAGAAGUUGGAUACAGACGAUGAGCCACCAGCACACUCAUUGGAUAAAGCUGAUGAGCCACCAGCAGACUCAGUAGAAACUAUUGCAGAAUGGCCUGAUGAGCCCUCUAAUGAGAAGUUGGAUACAGACGAUGAGCCACCAGCAGACUCAGUAGAAACUAUUGCACAAUGGCUUGAUGAGCCCUCUAUUGAGAAGUUGGAUAGAGAUGAUGAGCCACCAGCACACUCAGUAGAAACUAUUGCACAAUGGCUUGAUGAGCCCUCUAUUGAGAAGUUGGAUAGAGAUGAUGAGCCACCAGCACACUCAGUAGAAACUGUCACACAAUGGCCUGAUGAGCCAUCUAAUGAGAAAUUGGACAGAGAUGAUGAGCCACGAGGACACUCAUUGUAUAUUAAUAAUGAGCCACCAGCACACUCAGUUCAAACUAUUGCAGACUGGCCUGAUGAGCCCUCUAAUGAGAAGUUGGAUAGAGAUGAUGAGCAACCAGCACACUCAGUAGAAACUAUUGCAGAAUGGCCUGAUGAGCCCUCUAAUGAGAAGUUGGAUAGAGAUGAUGAGCCACCAGCACACUCAGUAGAAACUAUUGCAGAAUGGCCUGAUGAGCCCUCUAAUGAGAAGUUGGAUAGAGAUGAUGAGCCACCAGCACACUCAGUAGAAACUGUCACACAAUGGCCUGAUGAGCCAUCUAAUGAGAAAUUGGAUAGAGAUGAUGAGCCACGAGGACACUCAUUGUAUAUUAAUAAUGAGCCACCAGCACACUCAGUUCAAACUAUUGCAGACUGGCCUGAUGAGCCCUCUAAUGAGAAGUUGGAUAGAGAUGAUGAGCCACCAGCAGACUCAGUAGAAACUACUGCACAAUGGCUUGAUGAGCCCUCUAUUGAGAAGUUGGAUAGAGAUGAUGAGCCACCAGCACACUCAGUAGAAACUAUUGCACAAUGGCUUGAUGAGCCCUCUAUUGAGAAGUUGGAUAGAGAUGAUGAGCCACCAGCACACUCAGUAGAAACUAUUGCAGAAUGGCCUGAUGAGUCCUCUAAUGAGAAGUUGGAUAGAGAUGAUGAGCCACCAGCACACUCAGUAGAAACUAUGGCAGAAUGGCCUGAUGAACCCUCUACUGAGAAGUUGGAUAGAGAUGAUGAGCCACCAGCACACUCAGUGGAAACUAUUGCAGAAUGGCCUGAUGAACCCUCUAUUGAGAAGUUGGAUAGAGAUGAUGAGCCACCAGCACACUCAGUAGAAACUAUGGCAGAAUGGCCUGAUGAACCCUCUAUUGAGAAGUUGGAUAGAGAUGAUGAGCCACCAGCACACUCAGUAGAAACUAUCGCACAAUGGCCUGACGAGCCCUCUCAUGAGAAGUUGGAUAGAGAUGAUGAGCUACCAGCAGACUCAGUAGAAACUAUUGCAGAAUGGCCUGAUGAGCUCUCUAAUGAGAAGUUGGAUAGAGAUGAGCUUGAAGAGGAGUUCGUGGCUGAGAGAAAUUCAGGAAGUCCAGUUAAUGUAGUGACACAAAGGUUGUAUACAGCAUGGUUGGGAAAAGGUAGAGAAAUACCAAAUUUUCCUGUAAACGGUGUGCCCCUUGUGGGUGCUGUUGGUACAGAAGGUACAUCAAACAACAGUGUGUGCUUACCUCCAGCUAACAGCUCUAGAGGCAUUAGUGGCAGAGUGAAAAGAAAAUUUCAGAUGGAAGGAAAUCCUUCCAUUGGGAGCAGUGAGACAGCUAAUGAUGGAACAACAUGGACUUUUACACCUCCAAAAGCUGUUCCUGGAAAAUGUUCACAGCAGAACAUCUUGAAGGUAGCACCAGGACCUACAGGCUACACAAAGAAGUUUGUCAGGAAAGAUGAUAAAAGUGUUGAAGUAGAAGGCAAAGGAUGA